UGAACUAACGCAGUUCCGUUUGAACGUAUUUAUAAAGUUUUUUCGUAGGCUGCCUUUGGGAGCCGGUUAAUGAAUAAUAUUUAAUUAAAUAUAUUGAAAAUAAUGCCACAAACACAAGGUUGUUGUGAAACUCCAGGUUGUAAAGCUCCUGCUAAUUUACAAUGUCCAACUUGUUUGAAAAUUGGAAUUCAAGGUUCCUAUUUUUGUACUCAGGACUGUUUUAAAAGUAGCUGGAAAUCUCAUAAAGUUCUUCACCAACUUGCAAAAGGCAAUAACAAAAAUGAAGCAGAAGUAUACAAUCCUUGGCCAUAUUAUAAUUUUACAGGAAAAUUACAUCCAGCACCUAGAGAGCAUAUUCGUAAAGUACCAGAAUCAAUUGCUAAACCAGAUUAUGCUUUACAUCCAACAGGUAUACCAUUAAGCGAACAAGCACUUAAAGGUUCAGCGAUUAUCAAAGUUUUAGAUGAUGAAGAAAUUGAGGGAAUGCGCGUGGCAUGCAAGCUUGGAAGACAAGUUUUAGAUGAGGCUGCAAAGGUAUGUGAUGUCGGAGUGACAACUGCAGAAAUUGAUAGAAUUGUCCAUGAAGCUUGUAUCGAAAGAGAAUGUUAUCCUUCACCUUUAAAUUAUUAUCAAUUUCCAGCAAGUUGUUGUACGUCAGUAAAUGAAGUAAUUUGUCAUGGAAUUCCAGAUAAAAGACCGUUAGAAAAUGGUGAUAUCUGCAAUGUUGAUAUAACUGUUUAUCACAAUGGUUUUCACGGAGAUCUAAAUGAAACAUUUUUUGCUGGAAACGUUAAGCCUGAAAUAAGAAAGCUUGUUGAGGUAACUCAUGAGUGUCUUUCUAAAGCUAUUAAAAUUGUACAGCCAGGAGAAAAAUAUAGAGAAAUAGGAAAUGUUAUUCAAAAACAUGCUCAAGCACAUGGUUUCAGUGUUGUCAGAAGUUAUUGUGGACAUGGUAUUCAUCGACUUUUUCAUACAACUCCAAAUAUUCCACAUUAUGCUAAAAAUAAAGCAAUUGGAGUGAUGAAAGCUGGACAUUGUUUUACAAUUGAACCAAUGAUAUCACAAGGUACAUGGCGUGAUGUAAUGUGGCCUGAUAAUUGGACUGCGGUUACUGCGGAUGGCAUGUGGUCAGCACAGUUUGAACAUACACUUUUAGUUACAGAAACUGGUUGCGAUAUUUUAACAAAAAGACUAUCUAAUGAUGGUAGCCCUUGGUUCAUGGACCGUUCUUAGUAACAUACUUUAAAAAUUAUUUGGUGUAAAUAAAUGAAAAUUUAUGUCAGUAAUAUAAUAUAAAAGCUUAUUCUGACAAAUUCUCUAAUCGAUAUUUGAAU
Molecule: messenger RNA, 1334 nt
Organism: Ceratosolen solmsi marchali
Lineage: Eukaryota; Metazoa; Arthropoda; Insecta; Hymenoptera; Agaonidae
Product: methionine aminopeptidase 1
Exons: 6
Coding region: 103-1233 (376 amino acids)
Biological process (GO): proteolysis
Cellular component (GO): cytosol
Molecular function (GO): metalloaminopeptidase activity
Source: RefSeq, a predicted model, not a curated record